Serpula lacrymans var. lacrymans S7.9 is the source of this 533-nucleotide messenger RNA. It is a transcript of the gene Slphb1.1, whose product is annotated as mating type pheromone. The transcript has 2 exons. NCBI's taxonomy places the organism in Eukaryota, Fungi, Basidiomycota, Agaricomycetes, Boletales, Serpulaceae. The record is from RefSeq and is a predicted model, not a curated record. Bases 132 to 263 code for a protein of 43 amino acids.
GACUCCCACCUCGCGAACCAAAGGUGCCUACCAGCUCACACCCUGACUACCAACCUCCCGCCAGCCUCACUCGCGCUAUAAAUCGAGCUUUAACCCAAUCCAAACACCCUUCAUCACUUAUCAUCGAAGUCAUGGACUCAUUCACCACGCUUGACUUGACCAUUCAUCCCUCUGAGACUGUUCACGUCGAACAGGAUCCCGCCUCCAUCCCCGUUAACGAGGAUACCCCUUGGCGCCCGGGCACUUACUGCGUCAUUGCUUAGAGCGUCUUCGUCGUCACCAAAACACAUUAUCCCCCCUCCCCCCAACUCAUCCAUCUACCCCCACACUUCUUGUGGGGGUCAUUUUACCUAUCUUCGACUUCACCCUCGCUACAUCAGCGACAUGCCAACCACGUUUCAUCGUAACCAAACACAUUACCACCCCCCUCCCCACAAUCCAUCAGUCGACUACCACACUUCUUGUGGGAGUCAUCUUACCCAUCUUCGACUUCACCUUCGCUUAAUCAGCGACGUCUACACGACGUUUCAUCG